Astrephomene gubernaculifera is the source of this 868-nucleotide messenger RNA. Lineage: Eukaryota; Viridiplantae; Chlorophyta; Chlorophyceae; Chlamydomonadales; Astrephomenaceae. The record is from the annotation of a GenBank genome assembly.
GUAUAAUAGGUUUGGCGCACACCUACUCGUGCGUCAUGUUUAACUCGAUUGCCUUCAUACUGCGCUCGCUAGUUAGUCCAUUACUGAACAUCGUGCGCCCUCUCUUCCGCGGAGGCGCUCGUUCAGAACCCCCACCAUCCGCUCGAGCAAGAGCGAGAGCGCAGUUACAAAAGACCACUGCAGCUUCAACCCCCAAACAGUCGCAAUCGAAGCAGCAGCCGCGCAAUCCCAAACAGCCCAUGGAGCCAGCGACCGCCUCCCCAGCUGUUGAGGAGAAGUCGAAACUAGCGGAGCAAGCGACGGCAAAGGGCGAGCUCUCUUACUCUUACUGGGCUGGCAAAGGGGGCGGAGGCGUGCCUCUGCCUGAGCCUCGGAAACUCACGGACCAGGAGAAGGAGGAGCUGGAGCGCCAAGCCAGUGCCAAUGGCGCAUCUGCAUGGAACGCGGCGGGUACCUUUGAGGAGCGUAACGCCAGCGCCUGGGCCAAGGCCCGGCUGAAGGAGCUGCUGGUGGGGCUGCGGCUGGCGGGCGGGGAGGUGGAGGUGCUGGACGUGAACAGCUGCGAGGGGGAGGCCAACAUAUUCCUGGUCCGGGGGAAGAAGAGGUGCGGCUUCGACUUUGAGCUGCAGCUUGCUUGGAAGGCGGUGCCGCGACCUGGGGCUGUGGAGAUACGGGGACACUGCAAGGUCCUCAACUUCUCCUCCGACGACCCGGACGACCUGGAGGUGCGACCCGAGGUGGGUGCCCGGCAGCCGGAGCGGGCAGCUGACGAGGCGGCUGCGAUGGCGCGGGUGAAGGCGGUGUUGCAACCCGAGUUGGUGCGGGUGUUGGGGCAGCUGCUGGAGGAGCUGAAGCAGAAGUAGGGGAG